Molecule: messenger RNA, 1547 nt
Organism: Drosophila nasuta
Lineage: Eukaryota; Metazoa; Arthropoda; Insecta; Diptera; Drosophilidae
Product: methyltransferase-like protein 25B
Exons: 6
Coding region: 91-1485 (464 amino acids)
Source: RefSeq, a predicted model, not a curated record
ACAUUGGCAGCACUGGCAAUAUUAGAAUACUUGUUAUUGUAAACAACAAAUUGGAAUCAGCUGUUUAAGUGAGUGCGUGAGUCUGUCAAUAUGCACGAUUUACCCAAGAAACUGGCUAUAAGUUUAAAUGUUGUUAAAAAGUAUGAGUGGUUACUUAAUUCUUAUGUAUCGGACUUUUAUGUGGACAAUCAUUGGAACAAACUUCCUUUGAGCUGGCAAAGUCAAUUAGAAAAGUUACCAGUGGAGGUGCUGGCUGAAUUGCUGCAGAGUGAUGACAAUGAGUUGCGGCCUACACGUGUUGCCUGGCCCUUGGAACUGCUGGCCCUGCGUCAGGUGUUGCGAACUUUGAACAUUAGCAGGACACCAAAACGACAGCUAGAAAUUGAAUUGCCAAGUUGUCCACUGCUGGAGCAUCGCAAGCUGAAGUUCAUGUUCAUGAAGUGCGUGAAGCCAAAAAAGUCACGCGAAAUCAAGAGAAUGGCGGCAAUUUGUGCCCGAAGCUGUCAACAGACUGCAACUAACUUCGUGGUUGACUUUGGAGCCGGCGUGGGACACUUGGCUCGCAUACUGGGCUACGGUUAUGGCAUUAAAGUAUGCUGCUUGGAAAUGCAGCCGGCAUUGAAUCAACAAGCCGUAGCUAUUGAUGCCAAGUUGGAGAGCAUGGCUCAUAAAUUCCUUGAAGCCCAUGAAAUAGAGCACUUUAAACGGCCCGCACAUCUGACCCAGCGUCUGAGCAGCAGCACAAAGCCCGCGGAGUUCAUCGAGAGCAUUCGCGAGGCUUUCCAGUUGCCAGCCGGAGACUUUCAAUUUGGUAUCAUUGGCCUGCAUCCCUGUGGCGAUCUGGGAGCGACGUUAAUGCGUUUGUUUCUCAACUGCGAGCAGGCGAAGUUUCUUAAUUUCGUUGGCUGUUGUUACCAAAAGAUGAGCACGCGACAAACACAGCCUCAAAUGGAGUUACAUGGUUAUCCGAUCAGUUCGCAACUGCGGCGACAACUACAUUGCCACGACGAUUGCCAGCUUAGCUAUGAGGCACGGGAAAUUGCUUGUCACGCGAUUGAAGUGUAUUACGAUCGCCUCACUGCCGAUCAAUAUGAAUAUCUAAAGAUUCACUCACUUCGUGCCGCAGCCGAGCGGAUCAUUGUGCAUAAUUUUCCCGAUCAACGGCAUUCUGCUCUCCGCAAUGUGAAGCAUUCACCUGGCAUGAGUUUUAAUGAUUACUUUCGGCGUGCAAUCGAUGGUACGAAAUUCGAAGCGCUGAAGACUACGCAGCUUGACAACAAACAAAUUGAGAGUGAUUUAUUGCACUGGGAACGCAUUGUGUGCUUCUAUACGUUGCGUCUUAUGCUGGCACCACUCGUGGAGAGCAUUAUUCUAUACGAUCGUGCUUUGUUUCUGCUGGAAAGCGGCUGCCAGGUUAAUAUUGAAGCCAUUUUUGAUCCCCGAAUUUCUCCAAGAAAUCACAUAACCAGUGCCAUUAAAAGUUAACUUUUGACAUGUAGAUUCAUUCUAUAUAUAUUUUUUUAUAUGAUAUAUAUUGACAAUAUAAU